AUGUCGGCCAACAAGGCCAGUACGGCUUCAGCUACAAGGACAAAGGCUAUAAAUCUUGAGCGCAUUCGCAAUAACCAGCGACGGUGUCGCGCUCGACAGAAAGAAUACAUUGCGGAACUUGAAGACAAGAUUCGCCAGUACGAAACCGCGAACAGCCAAUCUUCUACUGACCCAAGAUUGCAAUUACUGAGUAGAGAAAAUGAAUCCCUCAAGCGACUGUUGCAGUCUUUAGGGCUGGGCAAUGAUUUCAUUAAGGCUUAUAGCAAGGCUGCCCAGAUUGCUUCAGAUAUUCCCUGGGCCCAGGCAGGCAACGAAACCUUGUGUGAACCCAAAGCUUACUCCUCUUCCUCUCUAGAUUUGGAGAUGUUGCAGUCUGAACUUACACUACCCGCAACGCACGAACGACAGAUAGCACACGAACAUGUUUUACCAAGCGGUGAUUCCGAGGCUUCAAUAGAUGCUCUACAACACUUUGAAAGCUCUACGCAAGUAGAUGUGGCUCAGUCAUGGGAGCCCUUCGACUUUCCGAAUACUUCAAGUUCUGUUUGGGAGUCACUGCCGACAGAUAUUGAAGUCGCGGAUUCUAUUCAGUCUACAAUGAAUACUCUAGGAGCAGAAGCAUCCAGUCUCGUCAUAUCGACAGAGGAUAUAUCAAAUACGACAACUCUCUGCUCGUCGGCCUUUUCGCUAGUUCUCAAGAACAACCUCAAAGGUUACAGCAUUGCCGACUUGGACCUCAAACUUCGAGUGGGAUAUAAAUUCUGUGCUUUAUCACCUCAGCAUUGUCGUAUCGACAACAAGAUCUUGAUCAGUGUCCUUGCCGAAAUCUCAUAG
Messenger RNA from Aaosphaeria arxii CBS 175.79, 834 nucleotides. RefSeq lists its product as uncharacterized. Gene Ontology annotation, biological process: regulation of DNA-templated transcription. Lineage: Eukaryota; Fungi; Ascomycota; Dothideomycetes; Pleosporales. Bases 1 to 834 code for a protein of 277 amino acids. The record is from RefSeq and is a predicted model, not a curated record. Gene Ontology annotation, molecular function: DNA-binding transcription factor activity. The transcript is spliced from 3 exons.